Lactuca virosa is the source of this 1550-nucleotide messenger RNA. Lineage: Eukaryota; Viridiplantae; Streptophyta; Magnoliopsida; Asterales; Asteraceae. The record is from the annotation of a GenBank genome assembly.
ACGAGAGUUAGCAAAAUAAAAUAUUUACAAAAAGAUAAAUGCAGAGAAAGAUGCGGAGAACACACCAAGCGCACAAUAACAAAAACAAUCUAACCUCUUCGAACGAGUCAUUAAUUUCCUCAAUACUUCUUGUGCUGUUGGAAACCUCCUCCCACAAUUCCUGUUUCCUCGAACAUCAACAACACCGCUACACUGAGCAACAUCAAACUCACAUUGAGGAGAUUAAAAGGACUUCAAUUUGGGACAAAAGAGUGAAAGACAAAUCUUCCAUUAUGAAAUAUAAGAAAGGAAGUAUGGUGGAGGUGUUGACCAAAGACAACUUUUGUCACCAUUCUUGGCGUUGUGCCAAGAUACUUUCCAAAAAUAGCCACAAUUAUACUGUCGCUUAUGAUGUGUACCCUGGUUUUACCAACAAAGAAGACAUAGAACAAAUAUCCAUGAAAUCAAUUCGACCUUGUCCACCUUUAUUAAAAAUCACAGAAUCUUGGGUUCCUGGUGAUGUAGUUGAAGUCUUUCACAAUCUUUCAUGGAAGAUGGCAAUUGUUUUGAAGGCUUUUAAUUUAGAUCAGUUUGUAGUCAGAUUAGUUGGAUCUUCCCAUGAACUCAAAGUAACCAAAUCAGAACUGCGUGUGCCACAAUCUUUUCAAAAUGGUGAAUGGAUUGUUCUUGACAAGUUUAAGACAUUAAUAAACUUGAAUUCUUAUAAAGAUAAGGUUUUGAAGUACAAAGAAGAUGUUGUGAGUAAUGAUAGUGUCAUGAGUUCUAGUGACAGUUGUAGCAUUUAUAGCUAUAAUGGAUCUGAUUGUUUUGAAGAUAUUGAAAGGCGUGAUAGUGAUGCAGAGUCCGUUUGUGAAAUGGAAUAUGUUGAUGAUGAUGAUGGGUGUGUUUCAUUGGAGGAUGAAAUCCAUAGACUUGAGUUGAAUGCAUAUCGAUGCACAAUGGAGGCAUUACAUGCAUCGGGACCUUUAACAUGGGAAAAAGAAACAAUGGGCCAAAGUACUGGCUUGAACAUCUUUUCUAGUGAAAGCAGGAUCAUAUGACAUGUGCAGAAUCAGAUCAGACAGAUUUAUAUCUGAGUAUACAUGUAAGUCUCAAAUUAUAGAUUUUCUUUAAAAUACAGGAGCAAGAUCUCACACGAUGCUCAGGUAUGGAAAAGCUUUUACUUUAGAUUCUUUACCUUGUUUUUUUCGUAAAUUUUUCUUAUUGGUAAAUUAUUUUAUUUUGGUUUCUUUUCGUUCCCAAAGAUCACGUUUGUUACAUGGGACAAGGCAAGACAAAACAGAUUGUAGUAACAUGUACUAUGUUACUAGAGUGAUGUUAGUAUUUCAUAUUUAACCCAAAAAGGUGGGAUAGGCUUUGCCCUCGAUCUCUUGUAUGUGCAAAAGACGUGAAUGUCUUCAACAUGCUCAUCAUCAAACAUAUCCACAAACGUCGAUGAUUGGAAUUGAUGCAUUUUCGAUUUCUAACAUUAAAUGAAACCUUGCAAAUCUUUGUGGUAGAUAAGGGGUUAGGGGUGGAUCCAAAGGGUGUCUAAGGCAUGUAGUUCACAC